UCAAGCUGACCUGUUGUACUUCGGGAACCUGUGCCACGUUCCGCUGCCCCUUGGGAUACGAUCUGGGAUCCUGUCCCGUCUCCUGAUUCUCAUUCGGGUUGAAUCAGUAGAAUUAUCUGCCGCAAUAUAAAAAAAAGUGUGAUCCAGAGCGCGCCUGACGUGUACGAGUUGUGAUAAACUUGACUGAGCUGUUGCCUGCAGGAGGUUCUCGCCCCUUCCUGCUUGAACUCAAAUCGCGACAUUUAGCCCAGCCUCGAGUAGAACAGGUAGCGAGCUGUCCCGGGACCUGCAGCCUGCCCGGAUCCCGUGUCACCGAGAUGUGGAAAGCAGCAGUGGGCCAUAAUGUUAAAGUGGAGCAGGAGAAAGAUGGAGAUGAUUGGGAAACAGAUCCUGACUUUGUUAAUGACAUUUCAGAACAGGAGCAACGAUGGGGAGCAAAAUCCAUCGAUGGGUCAGGUCGGCCCCAGCACAUCAAUGUGCACGAGCUGAGGGACAAUGUCUCAAAAGAUCACGAGACCUUGAAAAAGAAGGAAAUGGAGGAGGGAGCGAAAGCAUCGUAUGGUUAUGGUGGCAAGUUUGGGGUCCAGAGAGAUCGAAUGGACAAGUCUGCCUUAGGAAACGAGUAUGUGGCUGAUGUGGCAAAGCAUUCAUCACAGACUGAUGCAGCCAAAGGAUUUGGUGGGAAGUAUGGAGUACAGAGAGAUCGGACAGACAAGUCAGCCAUGGGGUAUGAGUACAAAGGAGAAGUGGACAAGCAUGCUUCACAAAAAGAUUAUGCCAAAGGAUUUGGUGGCAAAUAUGGAGUAGAAAAAGAGAAGGUAGAUAAAUCUGCUGUGGGAUACGACUACAAGGGAAUGACUGAGAAACAUGAGUCACAAAAAGAUUAUGCUAAAGGAUUUGGUGGCAAAUAUGGAGUACAAAAGGAGAGGCUGGAUAAAUCUGCUGUGGGAUACGACUACAAAGGAGAGACUGAGAAACACGAGUCACAAAAAGAUUAUGCAAAAGGAUUUGGAGGAAAGUUUGGAGUACAGAAGGAUCACCAGGAUCAGGCUGCCCAUGGAUGGGACCACAAGGAAGAGGUGAAACUGCAUGAAUCCCAGACAGAUUAUGCCAAGGGGUUCGGAGGGCAAUAUGGGGUGCAGCAGGACCGGAUGGACAAGAGUGCAGCCUCCUUCACUGAUAUGGAGAGCCCGACCUCGGCCUAUCAGAAGACAACGCCAGUGGAAGCCGCUGGCAGCAGCGCAAGGAACCUGAAGUCGAAGUUUGAGAACAUGGCUAAAGCCAGUGAUGAGGACAACAGGAAGAGAGCAGAGGAGGAGCGUGCUCGGAGACAGGCCCGAGAGAAACUAGAGCGGGAGGAAGCACGCAGGAAGCAGCAGGAACAGGUGGAGCAAGAGAUUCCAGAACCUGAGUGUGCGAAACAAAUUGCACCAGUUCCUCGGAGGCGGGGUCAGAAACCAGUGGAAGAGCCAGAACCAGAGCCAGAGCCAGAGCCAGAGCCAGAGCCAGAGCCAGAGGAAGCCCAAGUCUAUGAUAAUCCUGAUUCUUAUCAUGAGGACCUGAAUGCGGAUGUCUAUGAAAAUAUUUCUGAAUGUGCUCACCAGCCAGUACCCAACGAGGAUUUGGAAGAUGUGGGAGACUAUGAGAAGUUGUUACCGGUCCCUGGAAUGAAAACAGAAACACCCAAUUCUGGUGCUGAGAGUGUUUACGACAUUGCCAGUGCUGGUGUGACUGCAGUAGCUUUGUAUGAUUAUCAAGGAGAAGGUGACGAUGAAAUCUCCUUUGAUCCAGAUGACGUCAUCACAAACAUUGAGAUGAUUGACGAGGGCUGGUGGCGGGGUCAAUGCCAUGGGAAAUUUGGCCUCUUCCCAGCCAAUUAUGUGCAACUGUCAGAGUGAACAUUGGCCAGCUUGAUAGGAUCCAGAGGUCGACCAUUUCUUUCCCUCCACAGAUGCUGCUUGACCCACUGAGUUCCCCCAGCAGUGUGUAUUUUGCUCCAGAUUCUAGCAUCUUCAGUCUCUUGUGUCUCCGAUAAGAAUUUUGGUUGCUCACUCUCCAUGGACACCAAACUUCUGGUGUCUGAAGUUGAACCAUUUCAUGACUAUUUUGUACCUGCCAAGCAUAUUUCCUUUCCUCCCACUGAAACCUGAAUCCUUCGGUUUCCUUAGCUGAAGCAGUUGCCACACUAACAAGGCAAUCAUCGCAGUGGAAGUGGCCAUUCAGCCCAAUGCUCUAUACCAGGAAUGACCUGUUAACCAGUGUUGCCUAGUCUAAUCCCAUUUCCUCAGAUUUUUUUGUUCAUUUUCCUCCUUUGCAAACUAUAAUCAGGUCGCUGGUCCUGCUAGGGGAGUUAUGCCCUCACAUUCUUUUAUUUAUUGUAGAAUAAUGGACUCCUAUUUGGCUCACUCACCACUCUCUAAGUUGAUGGAUGUUGAAGUGCAUGUACCUGGCCAUCUUGUGUCCUUUACUAUGCAGCCUGCUCCCUCCCAUGGUUAUCUUUCUCCCAUAUGUUUCCCAUUCAAAUGCCUGCAGUAAUCUGGAGGAUAAACCAAAUGGCAAAUUAAUGUUGCAUCUGCCCCCACCUUUGUGAACCCAUCAUCUCUGAACCUCCAUGGCGUCAACUGGCCACACUCAACUUGGGCGUGUCUCAGCCACUAUGGAGUUGGACUGUGACAGUGAGCCUCAGAUCUUCAACCGGGGAACAUUUGUGACAAUAACAACUGCCCUAGUGGACAGAUACAAUCUUCAUCUCGUGUCAAUGAAUUAUGCUAUCUAACUAAACUCACUGGGAACCUUUGCACUUUGCUGUCAUAAUCAACUUUGUAAGCUAAACUCAGCUGUCAGCUUCAAAGCCUAUAUUAUUCCAAUUUUAAAAAAGUCCAUGUUUUCAAGUCUUGCUUCAUAUUUGUUUCUUUUCAUUCCAGACAACACCCUAAUGAUUCAAAUGUCUCAAUAUCAUCAAAAAAAAUUGAUACUGAACUUUGGAAGAGAAUUCCUGAGUUUAGAUGAACAGUGGUGUAAUUAAAUUGAGGGUGCUUAAGAAUUCAGAACUGGAGGAGUUCAGAUAAUUUGGGGGGGCUGGUGGGUUCCUGGUGAGCAUUUAAAAGGGUGAGAAUUCUAGACCAAUUGCAAUUUUCUUCCUCAGCCAAUCCAGACUACCUUAUGGCCUCGACUCACCUAUAUAACAAGGAAAAAAGUAAUGUUCUACAUUUUGACAGAAGGAAUAAAAAAGCAGAAUUUUGUUUUAAAUCAUGAGAAACUGGUUAAUGUUUGAGUGCAGAGAGAUCUGGCUAUGCAGGUUCAGGAGAUGCAGAAAGUAAACAUGCAGAUACAGCAAGCAAUUAAGAAGGCAAAUUAUCUGUUGGCUUCAAUUGCAAGAGGGUUGGAGUACAAAAUUCAGGAAGUCUUGAAGAGAUUGUACAAAGUUUUGGUGAAACUGCAUUUGGAACACCACACAGUUUUGGUCUUCAUACCUGAGGAAGGAUAUACUGACCUUGCAAAAGAGAAAAAUCCAAAUUUCAUUCUAUCCAGAAAACCAGUGUCUCAUUCCUGGAAUUAUUUUAGUAAAUCUUCGACACUGUCUUUAAAGGUUUACAUCUCUCCUAACAUGUGGCACCCAGAAUAUACACAAUAUUUCAAUUCCGGCUGAACUAGUUAGUAUGUUACAAAGAUUUGUCAUGACUUCCUUCCUCUUGUACUCUGUACCUAAAUGCAUUUUUUGCUACUUUCUCAACCUGCUUUUUCAUAUUGAAUGAACCAUGCACAUAUGUCCCCUUUUCUAUUUCUUUUACUCCUUUUAGACUCAUACCCUCUGUUUUAUGUUUUCUCAUUUCUUCCUACCAAAAUGUAACAGUUCACAUUUCUCUGCAUUAAAUUUUAUUUGCCAUCUAUUCCACUAGCCUGUCCAUAUCUUCUGGUAGUCUAUUCCUGUCCUCCUCAUAUUCACUGUGCCUCCAAGUUUUGUAUCAUCUGUAAAUUUUUAAAUUGCCCCCUGUGCACACAAAUCAAAGUCAACAAUAUAUAUUAUGGAAAGCAGUCGUCCCAAUCCCUUGUGAUCUCCCGCUAGUAUCUUUUUUUUAAACCUGGAACUUUGCUUUGGUUGCCCAUUACGUGCUGCUAGGUUGUAUGGAGCUUUGUCUCACCCUUGCAGUAUUCACUUAAAUGGCUAAAACAACUGAGGUGAGGACGUGGCUAAAGCUCUGCUGGGCUUGUGCUGAAGUAUAUGUCUGUUGCUGCUGAACACUCAAGCAAGAUCAAAGACACAGUGGUUGAAAGUGUGCAUGUAAUCCAUUAUUAAUAAGUACUGCACCCAACUAGAAGCUUUGAACGUCAGCAGCAAAGCCCUGCAUGGUCAACUUUAGUACAGCAUUCUAAUAUUUAACUCAGUCAUUAAACUAUUUUUGACAAUUCGCAUCUCUAUCUGGAAUCAGCAAAUAAAAUAACCAUUGACAAUUAAAGGAUCAAAACUGGCCCACUCACUUUCAAAAGUUACUUCACCAUACAUACCAACUGGAGUACCUUAUGCAGUUUAUUCACUCUGUCCAUGAUUUCUCAAGAAAAGAAUAAGUAGACCUUAAAUAAAUGUAGCCAUCAUUAUUUUUAAACCCCUCAAGCCUAGAAAUAGUAAUUCAUCCUUUUUAUCUAUUAAACAGAUGCUGAUGUAGGCCAAUCAGGUAACUGGCAACCAUAAGGAGAUUGAAAAAAAAUGGUUAAAAAAAUAAAAAAUAAAAAAAUAACUCUGUUAAAAAAUUUUCUAUUAUUUCUCUGCUUGGUUCUUCACUUCCAAUAUCAUUAAAUAAACUAACAGAUAAUUUAGUAGUUAAACAUGCUUUGAGGAUUUGGUUACAAUUUAGAAAAUAUUUUGGUUUAUUGACUUUUUCUUUGUCCAGUCCCAUUUUCUCUAAUUUUUUUUAAGCCUUCUAUGACUGAUGUCGUUUUUAAAGAGUGGGACAAAUUAGGUAUUACUUGUUUUCAAGAUCUGUUUGUUGGAGGAAAUCUUUCUUUGUUUGAACAAUUGUCUACCAAGUAUAAUUUACCAAAAACUUAUUUUUUAGAUAUUUACAAAUUUGAGAUUUUCUUCAAUCUCAAUUACAUUCUUUUCCUUUGAGUCCUGAUAAAAAUUUAUUAGAUGUAAUUUUUAAGUUGGAACCCUUUCAGGAUGGCUCAAUAUCUAAUAUUUAUGACAGAUUAAUAGGAAUGAGUAAGGUGCCACUAGAUAAAAUUAAAAACGCUUGGGAAUAAGAUUUGCAGAUGUUAAUUCCGGGGAAACUUGGAAUGAAAUUUUCAAGUUGGUUAAUACUUCAUCAUUAUGUGCCCGUCAUUAUAUCCUUCAAUUUAAAGUGGUCCAUAGAGCUCACUUGUCUAAAGAUAAACUAUCCCGUUUUUAUUCUGAUAUAUCUCCUUACUGUGACAAAUGUAAUAACGGAGUGGCUCCCUUAAUUCACAUGUGCUGGACAUGUCAGAGUCUGAAAAAAUAUUGGACAGAGGUCUUUCAUACUUUUUCUGUACUUUUCAAAAUAAAUUUUAAACUUAAUCCUUUGCACUAUUUGGGAUCGUUGGAGAAAAAGAUAUAACUUUGAAGGCUUCUGACUUACAUAUUCUGGCUUUUACUUCUCUUAUAGCCAGGAGGGCUGUGUUGCUUAAAUGGUAGGAAGUUACUCCGCCUACUCAUGCUCAAUGGUUACAGGAUGUUAUGUCAUACUUGAAUCUAGAGAAGAUUCGCUGUUCAGUUUUUGAAUUUAUCUUAGACUUUCAAACCUUGUUGGGACCCUUUUUUGAAUUAUUUUCAAAAUCUCUGAUUUGGUGACUGAAACGCAGAUAUUGGCUGACACGGUUACGUUUUUAAGGGUUUUUCCUUGUUUUUUCCAUCAAACAGCUUCAGUUUUUGGUAGUGGGAGUAGAUUUUUUAAUAUAAUAAAAUAUUUCAUUUUUUUCCUUUAUUAACUAACUAUUAUAUAUGAUUAUUAAUUUAGAGUAUUGUGAUCUUAAGUAUGAUUUAACACAACAUAUUCAGUAUUUUUAUUCUCUUUUGAUGCAUGUACUCUAUUUGUUCAUGGACUUAAUAAAAAUAUUGUAAAAA
Pristis pectinata (smalltooth sawfish) is the source of this 6079-nucleotide messenger RNA. It is a transcript of the gene hcls1, whose product is annotated as hematopoietic cell-specific Lyn substrate 1. Gene Ontology annotation, biological process: regulation of actin filament polymerization. Gene Ontology annotation, molecular function: actin filament binding. The coding region runs from base 318 to 1898 and encodes 526 amino acids. Lineage: Eukaryota; Metazoa; Chordata; Chondrichthyes; Rhinopristiformes; Pristidae. The transcript has 16 exons. The record is from RefSeq and is a predicted model, not a curated record. Gene Ontology annotation, cellular component: plasma membrane; site of polarized growth; cortical actin cytoskeleton.